AAUCAAGAAGGUACGCCAUCUUGGUUUGUAUCGCAGACUUUGAGAAUAUUUUUUGUAUUCAGUUACUUUUGGGCUCCAAGUGGUUUAGCUGUUUUUCUCGUGAGCCAAUUGUAAAAAUGUCCGUCGUAGAUAAACUAGAUGCCGCCAGGCAUUCUAUCACGGGGUCUAAUUUGGCUAAAAUAGCUUGUAAAGCCACGAGUCGUGAAGUGAUGGGGCCGAAGAGGAAACACAUCGAUUACCUGAUUCAAUGUACUAAUACAGACAACGUGUCAAUCCCGAACCUGGCGGAUAUUUUGUUCGAAAGAUGUACAAACUCGAGCUGGGUUGUGGUGUUUAAAUCACUCUGUACAUUCCAUCAUUUAAUGAGUUAUGGCAAUGGGAGGUUUAUUCAGUACAUGGCCUCAAGCACCACUUGCUUUAGUCUACAGAAUUUCUUGGACAAAAGUGGAGUUCAAGGAUAUGACAUGUCAACUUUUGUACGACGAUACUCCAACUACUUGAAUGAAAAAGCUUCUUCCUACAGAGAAAUGGGUUAUGAUUUCUGUCGAGUUAAAAGAGGGAAACAAGAUGGAGUGCUAAGAACAUUUGAUUCUACAAAGCUUCUCCAAGCAUUGCCAGUCUUACAGAAGCAAAUUGAUGCUAUAUUGGAAGUUGAUGUAAAGUCAACAGAACUGUCUAAUGGAGUGAUAAACUGUGCCUUUGUCCUUCUGUUCAAGGCCAAGAAGAAUAUCUCAUCUGGUGUUACACUUCCAAGUGCUACUUUUGCUGCUCCUGUUGCUGCAGCUGCGGCACCUCCCAAAGCAACAACACCCAGUGAUGACCUACUACAGUUAGAUGCAUCCUUUGCUUCAUCCAUACCUCAGCAGCCUACCAAUAAAGCAUUCUCUCCGUCAACUCAUUUCCCUCCCAGCCAACCCUUCCCUGGUAUGCAGCCUGGAGGAAUGGCUGAUUUUGGACCUUCACCAUGGGGUAAUGCACCUGUUAGCGCCCCUUCAACUGCUUUUCAAACAUCCACAGCCCCCAAUUUCUUUGAUAGUCCAGCACAAGGCAGUGAUGCUGACUUCGACAAGGUGUUUGGUGGUAGUGCACCGGUCAGCUCAUUAGGCACAGCAUCAAAUACUGGUGUACUCAAGCCUGUAGCAGCAGAUAAUGCUGCACCUAACCUGGUUACUAAGCAACAAACACAAGAUGAUAGUGCAAAAGGAACUGGUGAUCUGAUGUCUAGUUUGGAGAGAGUAACCAAGUCUUUAGAUAACCUGAUGGUAAUCAAUGGAGGAACAAGCCCUGCAUCUAAAAAAGGACAACAUCAAUGGACACCAGCACAACCACAGCAAAAAACUGGUGGACCAAACUGGCAGAAGCAGAACCUACAACCGGCAAGAUCUACUGUCCCCCCUGCACAGGUAGGAUGGGGAGCAGGUCCUCAGCAGGGAAUGUACAGACCACCAUUUGGACAGCCAGCAAUGCCUACAGGCAUGCCACAGCGAAUGGGGGGGAAUCCAGCAAUGUUCCCUUCAGCUUUUGGAAGUCAACCAUCAAACCUUGGUCAACCACAGCAACCAAGUGAUCCUUUUGGACCAAUACCUGGUUCCCAGGCACGAUUUUAACAAGAUGAUCCAGUUAUGGUUCUACUACGAUACUGUUUGUCACUGCUGUGAAUCGAUAAGUGCAUGUGUAGUAAUAUGAACAUAAGAACGGGUGGGAGGAUUAAAUAAAGAUAUAAAGAAAUUCCCUUUAUUCAAUUUAAAAAAAGCAGAAAAAAUACUCUAUAACAAUGCAAGAUUACACCUGUCAGACUCAUUGCUCUUACUGGCUGCCUGUCUGUCUGUCUUGACCCCUACCAACUAUGAGAUCUUAGUAAGUCUGAGCGGAGGCAUUCAAGUGCUUGAACUACUUUAAAUAGACAAUAAAACAAUGAGUCUUCUUCCUUCCCUGGUCAACAAUACUCUCUCUCUUGUUAGGAAAUGAGGGCCAGAAUGGUUACUACAUAUCUUGCUUUGUGUAUAAUCCAGUCAAUACUCUAUGAUCAUAAUCCAUAACCAUUCACUUUUGUAAUCUUUUUUCAUAAUAGACUGUACCAUAGGGGUUUGUAUCAAAACCAUUCAUGGUCUAUAGCAAUAGAGGAGGGUAGUAUAAACUAGUAGUAUAACAGGAUUCUGUGUAUCAAACUACAGGACUCAAAAUAACGGCUGCUCAGUGAAUCUGGUCAUACAGGCCAAUCCUCUUGACUGGUCACAUGGACUGGUCAAAUUAACUGGUCUCAUGUUGAUCAUUCAUAGGGCCUUUAUUGAUAACAGGUUUUUACAGUUUCGUAAAUACCGAGAGAAAUACCCUGUUUAAAUAAAGGAAUCUAUCUAUCUAUCCUAAUGGUAUUACAUCAUGUUUGGCUAUGAAGCAGCCUUUAUUUUCAACCCUGAUUUUAUUGGAUUUUCUUUCUUUCUUCAUGUCAGUAUCCUACCUGAUAAGAAUAUUUUUCUACUGUUAGUGUUUUUUUAGAGUGGUUGUGGGUUGGAGUAUGUUAGAUCAGUUAAUAUAACAGAUACAAUAUACCCAUAGCUACUAUGAGUGAUAUUCAUUGUCAGUAUAACCUGUAGUAAAUCAGUCUAGAUGUAUACACUCAAUUGAAGAAUCAUUGUUGGGUUCAGAAACAUAGAACGUAGAAGCUGAGACCAAAAUGGCACAUGAAGUAUGUUUAUUAGAUGCAUGCUGUGACCGGCAACCCGUGGCAUCAUCCACUAUUUUUAAUUGCCCGUUUUGCAUUCUAAACCGACUGCAUGGAUGGCACAAAUGAAUAAGUUAUAAUAUAAUUAUGUCAUUUCCCAUGUGCCGUUUCAGUCUCUGCUUUUAUGUUCUAUGUUUCUGAACCCGACAACGAUUCUUCAAUUCAGUAUAACUGGUACUUUAUUUGUAGGAAUUAAGUAAUAACAAGCAUGCAUUCUAUCAAAUAACUUUGCCACAUAUUUCUUUAGACAUUUGAAUGCAGUGCAUUACAAGUUGAACUUUAAAAAAUGUCUUGAAGAAAGAAAAAGAUUUUUCUGUCUCUAAGAUACAAAUUCUUUUUCAAUAUAAGUUUUUCUAUUUUGUUGCUUAUGAUUUUAAUGUUGUAUUCAUUAACUCAUUGUAUUACUGAUGUUUAACAGAGUAUUUGUCAUUAAUAGACGAGAGUUGUUUGUCAUGUCUUAUCAUGAACAGAUCAAGGUAUUGUCACCCAACACCUCCACCCUCCCCUCCCCAUAGACUGGUUUGUUGUCAAUAUGCAUUCAGUCUUUUGGAGCUGGAUUCCACAAGACUGUUGAUAGCACUUCAAUAGAGUGUGUCUGCGAUGCCUUGUACUGUUCCUGAUGUGACUUAUUACAGAUAGUUACAAUAGGGUACUUAUAAUGCAAUAAGGUUAUUAUUGAUCUAUAUACACCAUAGUCAGGCAUGCUUAAGUCUUUACAAUGACUGUUUCACAUUUCUUUUUUGGUUAAAAUGGCAUGAAAUAAUCGUUUAUUCUGUUCAGUGAUGUUCAAACUACAGUCACAAGAAAAGAAAGAGAAGUUGUAGUUUGAAGCAUCAGUGAGUAGUGUUAGCCAUUCUGAGGUUGAGGGGGGAAAACUGGGUGGAGUUAGUAUUGCAUUGCAUUGUGUGCUGUUUAAGGGGACAAAAUAGAGUUAUCUCGGAAAUAUGUCCCCUAAAGCAGCCCCAUGAUGCACUGUAAUGCCAACUCCACUCAUCUUUUUCCUCAACCUUGGUACGGUCAAUAGCCAUAGUUGUAUCAGUGAAGUUCACUAGAUAUCAUAUGAAUACAUGGUCUACUCUUUACGUUUGGGCAGUUCAUGGGAUGAACAAUAUAAUCAUGUGAUCAUCACUUGUGUGCCCAUUGGACAUGUGAUCAUCACGUGUUUGCCCAUUGGACAUGUGAUCAUCACGUGUUUGCCCAUUGGACAUGUGGUUCAACAGCUGAUAACUGGUCAAAGAUUGUUUGUUUUGUUGUCUGACCAUAGAUAAGUUAAUUAACGUGGCUGAACAGCAAUAAUGAAGUCAGUUUAGAUGUAUAUAAACACAAUCAAGCAGUGUAACAUAAUGAUUUUUUAAAUGGAGAAAGUUAAAUAAAUGCACCAGAUAGAAUACA
Molecule: messenger RNA, 4114 nt
Organism: Actinia tenebrosa (Australian red waratah sea anemone)
Lineage: Eukaryota; Metazoa; Cnidaria; Anthozoa; Actiniaria; Actiniidae
Product: phosphatidylinositol-binding clathrin assembly protein LAP
Biological process (GO): clathrin-dependent endocytosis; synaptic vesicle budding from presynaptic endocytic zone membrane; clathrin coat assembly
Cellular component (GO): synaptic vesicle; clathrin-coated vesicle; clathrin-coated pit
Molecular function (GO): clathrin heavy chain binding; phosphatidylinositol-4,5-bisphosphate binding; 1-phosphatidylinositol binding
Source: RefSeq, a predicted model, not a curated record